GCCUUAGAGUGAUGCUGCUUGCUGCUAGCUAAAUACUGUUUCGGACGGCGACAAGAUAUGUUUUAAUAUUGCAUAAACUUGUCUAAAACGAGGGGGUAUUUUACCGCGCAAUCUUUGUAAUAAUUUAAAAAAGGCUUCCCCGUGGAAUGAGCGUCCCAUGCAGCAUCCUAGGUAUGAAUGACGUGGGUUGGCAGGAGACGCGAGGCGGGAUGCUGCACACUAAUGGUGCACCAGAAACCGGAGGGGUUCGAGUCCAUGGAGGAGGCUCUCUCGCCCCAGUCGGUGGGGCUGGGCAGGGUCCAGGUGGAGCACAUCCUCUACCAGGCAUGGACAGAGGUGCCAAUCCCACUCCAGGGACACCACAGCCCCCACUCAGUGGGCGCUCACAAGAUGACGCCACGGUGGGCUACUUCUUCCAAAGGCAACCUGGGGAGCAGCUUGGAGGCUGUACUCCCAACAAGCACCGUUGGCCCACAGGAGAUGGCACUCACGUUGACCAGGUGCGUGCUGUAGAUGAGAUGAACUACGACUUUCAAGCUUUGGCUCUAGAAUCUCGUGGAAUGGGUGAGCUGUUGCCGGCGAAGAAGCUGUGGGAGUCAGAUGAGCUGUCGAAGGAUGGACGCAAAGGGAUGCUUCUGGGAGAGGAGUGGAGAGACAAUGCCUGGGGUUCUUCUCAUCACUCGGUAUCGCAGCCAAUCAUGGUGCAGAGGCGACCGGGGCAGGGUUUCCAUGGGAAUGGUGAUGCAAGUUCAGUACUGUCUCCUCGCUCAGAGGGUGGGGGCCUUGGUGUGAGCAUGGUAGAGUAUGUACUUAGCUCCUCCCCUGGAGACAAGAUGGAUGGGCGAUAUCGAAAUGGUGGCUAUGGCGGAGGAGACACAGACCCAGACGGGAGGGAGAAAGGAGACCCAAAAGACAAGGCAUCUCCCUUUGAGGAAGACAAGAGUCCAGAGAUGAAAGUAGGGGAGGAGAAUGACGCCUCUAAAGCUAACGGCAGAGGACUGCUCAACGGAAUGGACCGUGACUGCAAAGAUUUUAACCCUACUCCAGGCAGUCGCCAGGCUUCACCCACAGAGGCUGUGGAGCGGCUGGGCCCCAGUCAGGCCGGUCUGGAGAUGAUGGGACAGCAUCACCCACACGUUCUGCAACCCCCAAACCCAGUGGCUAGCAAACCUCCAACUGAGGACUUCCAGAGCCAAGAGGCCCAGAGCAUGGCUGGAAUGGAGCAGCAAGCCGGAGUGGAGGCGCUCCAGUUCGACUACGCCGGAAACCAGAUCCAAGUGGAUUCCUCUGGCGCUCCCGUCGGCCUAUUUGACUACAACUCCCAGCAACAGUUGUUUCAGAGGUCCAACCAUCUGACUGUCCAGCAGCUCACUGCAGCCCAGCAACAGCAGUAUGCCCUGGCAGCAGCUCAGCAACAACACCUUGGCCUUGCUCCUGCAUUUGUGCCAAACCCAUAUAUAAUCAACGCUGCCCCACCUGGAGCUGACCCCUACACCGCUGCUGGACUGGCGGCAGCAGCAACACUCGCUGGUCCUGCAGUAGUCCCUCCCCAAUACUAUGGAGUGCCCUGGGGUGUUUACCCAGCCAACCUGUUCCAGCAGCAGGCUGCAGCAGCUGCCAAUCACUCUGCCAACCAGCAGGCCUCCAAUCAGGGACCGGGGCCUGGGCAACCACAGGUGAUGCGUGCAGGGACCAACCAGCGCCCUUUGACCCCUGGACAGGGUCAGCAGAGCCAGCAGGAGUCUCUAGCUGCAGCUGCCGCCAACCCAGCACUGGCCUUCACAGGCAUGCCAGGUUACCAGGUGCUGGCACCGGCUGCCUACUACGACCAGACAGGGGCGCUUGUGAUGGGUCCAGGGGCCCGUACAGGCCUGAGCGGGCCGGUCCGACUGGUCCAAACCCCCCUCCUCAUCAACCCCGCAGCAGCACAAGCCGCUGCCGCCGCCUCGGCCUCGGGUUCCGGUAACAACAUGUCAGGCCCUGCCAACGGGCUGUACCGCUCUAUGGGCUGCCAGCAGCCUCAACAACCCCAGCCUCAACAGCAACCACCUCCUCCAUCCAGCGGCCUACCUUCCAGCUCUUUCUACGGCUCAGGAUCAGUGGCGCCCAGUUCCCAGAGCAGCUCGCUCUUCUCCCACACGCCCGCUGCUCCACCACCAAGCUCCUCGUUAGGCUUCAGCGGUACCAGCGGCUCUCUCGGCGUCGGGCUGGGUUCGGCCCUGGGUGGAUUUGGCUCCUCAGUCUCCAGCUCCACGAGCAGCAGCGUGUCUCGUCGGGACUCCCUGUUGGCAAGCUCUGACCUGUACAAACGUAGCGGCGGCAGCAGCCUCACUCCUAUUGGCCAGCCCUUCUACAACAGCCUGGGGUACUCCUCCUCUCCCAGUCCUAUCGGCCUGACGCCCGGUCACUCGCCUCUCACGCCACCUCCUUCUCUGCCCUCCUCCCACGGCUCCUCGUCUAGCCUGCACCUGGGUGGUCUGACCAAUGGUAGUGGACGUUACAUCUCCGCAGCCCCAGGGGCAGAGGCGAAAUAUCGGAGCACAGGCGGAGCCUCCAGUCUGUUUAGUUCCAGCAGCCAGCUGUUCCCCCCACCACGAGCACGGUACAGCCGCUCCGAUGUCAUGCCAUCCGGCAGGAGCCGUCUCCUGGAGGAUUUCCGCAACAACCGCUUCCCCAAUCUCCAGCUCCGAGAUCUGCCAGGACACAUGGUGGAGUUCUCCCAGGACCAGCACGGAUCCAGGUUCAUUCAGCAAAAGUUGGAGAGAGCUACACCCGCAGAGAGACAGAUGGUGUUUGGGGAGAUCCUGCAGGCCGCAUACCAGCUGAUGACGGACGUGUUUGGCAACUAUGUCAUUCAGAAGUUCUUUGAGUUUGGCAGUGCCGAUCAGAAGCUAGCUCUGGCGACCCGUAUCCGCGGACAUGUGUUGCCGUUGGCGCUGCAGAUGUAUGGUUGCCGGGUGAUCCAGAAAGCCUUGGAGUCCAUCUCCUCCGACCAGCAGAGUGACAUAGUGCGUGAGCUGGACGGCCACGUGCUGAAGUGCGUGAAAGAUCAGAACGGGAACCAUGUGGUACAGAAGUGUAUCGAGUGUGUCCAGCCUCAAGCUCUGCAGUUCAUCAUCGAUGCUUUCCAGGGACAGGUAUUUGUACUCUCCACUCACCCCUACGGCUGCAGAGUGAUCCAGCGUAUCCUGGAGCACUGCACCCAGGAGCAGACUCUACCCAUCCUGGAGGAGUUACACCAGCACUCCGAGCAGCUGGGUCAGAAGUAUCAAGGCGUGUCAUUGGAGAUGACCCCCAAAACAUAUUAUACAGUGUCCAGCGAUGCACUGUUCAAGGACCAGUAUGGUAACUAUGUCAUCCAACACGUCCUAGAACAUGGGCGACCUGAGGAUAAGAGCAAGAUUGUGGCAGAGGUCCGAGGGAAAGUUCUCGCGCUGAGCCAGCACAAAUUUGCAAGUAAUGUUGUGGAGAAGUGCGUCAUUCACUCCUCCCGUGCGGAAAGGGCGCUGUUGAUUGAUGAGGUGUGUUGUCAGAAGGAUGGUCCGCACAGUGCUCUGUACACCAUGAUGAAAGACCAAUACGCCAAUUACGUUGUCCAAAGGAUGAUUGACAUGGCUGAGCCUGCCCAACGCAAGAUUAUCAUGCACAAGAUCCGGCCUCACAUUGCCACCCUCCGUAAGUACACAUACGGCAAACACAUUCUGGCCAAGCUGGAGAAAUACUACAUGAAGAGCGGCUCAGACCUGGGUCCCAUCGGAGGGCCUACCAAUGGACUCAUGUAAUGGUCCUUUUAAACACACACACCCCCCCCCCCCACCCCUCCAAAAAAAAAGUAGAUCUGUCCGGUCUCCUCUGAUAUCACGAGGCUUUAGACACCAUCCUUCGCUUCCUUUUAGGGGUUUUACCGAGAAAACAAAAGAGAGAGAGAGAAUGAAAAAAAAAACAUGCAACUUCAUGGAAGAAUGCUGUGAUGUUUGACCAUGCUCCUGUGCUCACCCUGAUGCGCUACCCUCCUGUUCAGCCUACAGGGUGCGUGUGGUCUCUAUGCCAUCUCCUGGGUAAAGCACAACACCCCCUUGUUUAUGAUGUAAUUGAUGUAACUGACUUUUCUCUUUUUUGGUUUGUUCAUUGGUUUUCGUAUAUAUAUCUUGUAAAUUUUUUUUUUUACCUUGUAAAUUCUCUGUAGAAAAAAAAAACGAUGAAAUGACAAAAGUGUUUGCAGAACAAUUUACAAUUCUUACAAUUUACACCAGCAAGUGACUUUCUAAGGCCAAACAGAGUGAUCCUUUUUAACAGAAUUUUUGUUUUGUUUGUUUUUUUUUGGGGGUUUUUUUUCGGGUUUGGUUUUUGUUACCCGUAUUUUUAAUGGCAGGAAUGAAGAGGUGGCGGAGGUUUAUCUCUGUUCGGCACAAAGCAAAAGCAAUGGCAACCUCAUGCCAAAGCAGCAGAAUGCACAGACCCAGCGAUAAGACCGCUGGUCGAUAUCGCAUAAUUAGGGCAGAUGUUUCAACCCACCUGUUCUCUCAGACGGUCACUCCCAUCUCCUGUGCCAUUGAGUUAGCCAUCAAUAGAUUGAUCAACUAAUGAAAAGACUUGUUUUCUUCUUCUUUUUGUUUGUUUGUUUGUUUUCAACAGAGCUCUGUGCUUAGGUCAGCAGCAGUUCAACACGGCUUCAUUUGCCGUUUUAAUUAUCCAAAUAUUGUGUUUUGGGUUUUUUUUUUUCUAAACUGGUGAAUAUCUCUCUUCUUUCUUUUUUGUUGGGUUUUUUUAGUGUCUUUCAGGCACCCCUCUUAGCUGAACUACAUUUCAAGUCUUUGCUCCUUUAAUUGAUCGGGGAUUUUUGUUUUACCCUAACUUUUAUGGACUAAUGAACAGUCUGGUGCAUGUCAUAAACCGUGAUGUUUUCAGUGAGCCUUAGCUACGCAGAGCUGUCUUAAUUUUUUGGAUUCUUCUCCCAGCUCACUCUGCCUAUUUCGGCCUGCUUCGAGACACAAUUGACAACAUGUGUUUUGUGACUUGUUUGUUUUGUUUUGUUUUUGUUUUUUUCUUUUGUUGAGAGCAGAGCAUGAUGUCGAGGUGUAUAUUGGUAGUCUGUUAAAACCUGGAAUAAUCUUUCCAUAGCCGUGUGUUUCGGGGGGAGGGAUGAUAGACAUGGGAGGGCUUUGGGUUGGGAAAAGCAUUGGCAUGCUACGUCCGAAUUUACUGCGUACGGAAUGAUUUUUUUCCCUCUUAACCAUCAUGUUUGUGGAACAUCUUAUCUGUCUAGUAGUUUUUUGAGAUGAACACUGCCCUAGAAAAAAAGAAAAAACGGUAUGUUUAUGAAUAUCAUCUCUUUACAUCGUAAUAGUUUAGGCAAGCAUCUUUUAUGUACCGAGUAAAUAUAAAGUUGUUGCUUUACGGGCUUUGGGGAGGGAGAGGGAGGGGUUAGGGGUUUUUGGGGUUUUUUUUGCGCGGCGUCCUCCACAUCCAUGAACGAGAGUGGUUGGAAGGGGUGAGAGAUUUUUUUAGACCACGCGUCUGUCCUGAAGAGUGUGCGGUCCAGCUACCCUCACUCUUGGGGAGGGGGGAAAGGGGAAAACAAACUGACUGGGACUGACUGGGAAGAUGGUACUGGAAUUGGAUCCUCAGCAAAUGAUGACAUGCCUGUCAGCUGGGGCUGUGGGUUUUUUUUUGAAGGGUUUCGUGUCAGGUGGGGAUAAGCAGGACAAUGAGAUUGGGAUGAGCGGAUGGGCCUCCUUCAUAUGCUAUACAUCUCUUCUGUAUUUUGCUAGUAUAUUAAUGGCUUUUUUUGUUUUCGUUUUUUGCUUCGUAUGAAUAAAUGUAGAAUACAUGUAGUAUAUGUGCAGUUAAUAAGUGUAAGUUUAUUAGUUAAAUAGCAGGAAAAAAAAAACAAACAAAAAUUCUAGUUGUGAUGUUGGACAGGCCUUGCUAAAUUUAGUAGUGAUAGCUUUUAUUUUGUCUGUACAGUUGUACAUUUGUAAACGUUGAUGCUGUAAAUGGGAUGUCUUUUACACUUUUUGGGGAAGAAGAAAAAAAAAAUCAAAUUAGCAAAAAUGUGCAUUUUGAUGUGUGUAUAUUCAUCACUCCUUUCCCCUCAAAUAUAAUGUAUACAGUUUUGCUUUGAUCAAGCGUUAUUUUAAAAGGAAAAAAAAAAUCUUUUUAUGGCUUCACAAUCGGAAACUUUCUUUUGUUUUUGUUUGUUUUUAAUCCGUUCACGGAAAAGGUCAGCCUCUAUUUGUACCUGGAGCAGUAACAUCAUCUGUUGACAUUGUCAUUUUGACGUGUGACAGUUUCCAACUAUUAAUCUGUAUUUCAAACUUAAAAAGGGGGCGUUUUCUGGUCCUUUCUGCUACCAUGGAACCUUCACAGGACACGACAGAAUUAUUUUUGUACAGAAGAGUGCUGUAUUUUGGAGCAGCCACUAACUUGUAAGCGAGAGAAAUGUAAGAUAUUGUCAAUUAUAUAAAUAUGAACAUAUGAGUUUUGUCACACUGUCAAAGUCAUGUACAUUUUCAGGUGGCCUUAUGUACAUUUCCAGAUGUUAGAUGAAGAGAAAAAGAACUCAUUUUUUGGAAGCAGAAUUGUGACUAUGUAUGAUUAAACCGUUCUUCUAA
This is a messenger RNA of Chanos chanos (milkfish), 6614 nucleotides long. RefSeq names its product pumilio RNA-binding family member 2 (gene pum2). The record is from RefSeq and is a predicted model, not a curated record. The coding region runs from base 147 to 3782 and encodes 1211 amino acids. NCBI's taxonomy places the organism in Eukaryota, Metazoa, Chordata, Actinopteri, Gonorynchiformes, Chanidae. Gene Ontology annotation, cellular component: cytosol; cytoplasm. The transcript is spliced from 23 exons. Gene Ontology annotation, molecular function: mRNA 3'-UTR binding. Gene Ontology annotation, biological process: miRNA processing; regulation of mRNA stability.